UCAGAAUGGUUGAAAAAUUUCCCAGAUGAUAAACAAUUAGCUAUAUUCAAUUUGAAACAAUUCAAUAUUUCUGGCCAACUAGCAUCAGAUUCAUCAUGUCAAUUUAUUGCUAAACUAAAUGAUAUCAAAUUACAAGAUAGUCGACCUGGUUGGGAGAAACAAAUUACCAAAGGUCAAGUUUUAAGAAUUUUAGAUCAUCCUACCACUACUACUACUACUAACACUACUACCAAUGAUAAUCGUCAUGAUGAAUUAAUCUAUGUGGAAUUUAAUCAAGAUGCAUUAUUAAAUAAAAAAAUUCAAGUUAGUCUACGAAGUAUACAUUUAUGUGCUUCAAUGGAUUAUUUAAUGUCUUUGCUGGAUUUUCAAAUGAAAAGUACACCUGCUUCAAAGAAUAAUGAUUCACCAAAUAAUGUCACAUCUAUUACGACGGAUAAAUCGAAACAAAAGCAAAUAAACAACGGUUCUUCCAUUGCAAACAACAACAGUAA
Molecule: messenger RNA, 491 nt
Organism: Schistosoma turkestanicum
Lineage: Eukaryota; Metazoa; Platyhelminthes; Trematoda; Strigeidida; Schistosomatidae
Source: the annotation of a GenBank genome assembly